Fonsecaea nubica is the source of this 1230-nucleotide messenger RNA. RefSeq lists its product as hypothetical. The transcript is spliced from 4 exons. The record is from RefSeq and is a predicted model, not a curated record. Gene Ontology annotation, biological process: branched-chain amino acid catabolic process. The coding region runs from base 1 to 1230 and encodes 409 amino acids. Gene Ontology annotation, molecular function: oxidoreductase activity, acting on the aldehyde or oxo group of donors, disulfide as acceptor. Lineage: Eukaryota; Fungi; Ascomycota; Eurotiomycetes; Chaetothyriales; Herpotrichiellaceae.
AUGGACUUUCUGGUGCCGCAGUCGUUGCCGCCCAUCGCGACGUACCGCGUCAUGAACGCCGAGGGGAAGGUGCAGGACGAGAAUCGCGCGCCUCCCGACGUGGCGGACGAGCAGGUUCUGGAGUGGUAUAAGAAUAUGUUGACUGUCAACAUCUUGGACACGAUCAUGUCCGAAGCGCAAAGACAGGGCCGUCUGAGUUUCUACAUGGUCUCAGCCGGCGAAGAAGGCAUCAUGGUCGGUUCCGCGGCGGCGCUCGGCCCCGACGACAUUAUCACCUGCCAGUAUCGCGAGACGGGCGUGUUCAAACAGCGCGGGUACACGCUCAAGGACUUUAUGAGCCAGUUGCUGCACAACAAGAACGACCCGGGAAAGGGGCGGAACAUGCCCUGCCAUUAUAGCGGGAGGUUGAAGACUGGAGUGCAAGUUAUGGGCACAAGGGCUGAUUCGAGAGAUACAAUCCAGCAUGCUGUCGCGUCGACGCUCGGGACUCAGAUCCCCCACGCCAUGGGCGCUGGGUACGCCUUGAAACUGGCGGAUCGCGAGAGCGGCACCCAAUCGCCCCGGGUGGCUGUGGCGUACUUUGGCGACGGUGCGGCCAGCGAGGGCGACUUCCACGGGGCGCUCAACAUGGCGGCGGUGCGCGAGGCGCCCGUCAUCUUCAUCUGCCGGAACAACGGGUUCGCCAUCUCGACGCCGACGACGGAGCAGUACCGCGGCGACGGGAUCGCAAGCCGCGGGAUCGGAUACGGGAUCGAGACUCUCCGCGUCGACGGCACGGACAUCUUCGCCGUGUACGAAGCGACGAAGGAGGCGCGACGCCGCGCCCUGCGUGACGGCGGCCGCCCCGUCCUCCUCGAGAUGAUGAGCUACCGGAUCUCGCACCACAGCACCAGCGACGACAGCUUCGCGUACCGCUCCCAGGCCGAGGUGGACCCGUGGAAGACGCGCGACAACCCGAUCGCCCGCCUGAAGAAGUGGCUCGAGAACAAGGGCCUGUGGAGCGACGAGCUGGACAAGCAGACCCGGACGCAGAUCCGCCGCGACAUCCUGACUGAGCUCAAGGCCGCCGAGAGGGAGAAGAAGCCACCCUUAAGCUCCGUCUUUGACGACGUCUACGCAGAGUAUUCCGAGGAGCAGGAGGCGCAGAGACGCGAGCUCAGGCGUCUGAUGGAGAAAUACCCCGAGGAGUAUGACGCCGACGACUAUGAAGGUGGUCUGAAAGGGCUGUAG